AUGCAUCGUUCCGACUCGGUUUCAUCCACAGGAUCCAGAUCAUCCGGAACAUUCGGAUAUCAUCAACGAUUACUCGAGGGUAGCUCUGGCCCGGCGUCGUUGUCUCGAGCUACCUCCCUGAACCAACGACCUCCAUCGAUCCUCAGUCCUCCUGCUGGUUCUACAAGUGCUCGAAAAUGGAUUCCAACUCAUAGAACUGGUCAGAGUGUUGAUAUGGUCCAAUCUAGAGCGGCGCUUUGGGAAGAACGAGCGCGAGCCAAUCUUGCUGAGAACCCUUCAACCCCUUCUAGUAGUGAUUCACCUCCUACUAGUCACCAUAUCCAUCGACGUUCUGUUGAUUUAAGUAGACCGCACCCAGAAACGGGCCUGCCACCGACGCCUCCAUCUAAGGUUGACACUCCUUCGAAGCGACAUACACUUUCAACUCCUUUAGAUUAUACCACCUACAAUCCUACAACAUCUUCGUCAUCAGCCGUGACCUCCACAAGCCCUCCUCUCGAGUCCAAUGUACCUUCAACACCACGCAGCACUUUACCAGGGUCAGUGCAAUCGGCUCAGGCGCCUCAACCAGACUCACACCAAGGCCCAUCUCACAAAUCAUGGCGCUCAUCGGAAUCAGUAGCACCCUCACUUACCGGAUCGUCAACAGGGUCGUCGAAUGCGUCAACUGAGACCGCUCAGCCGCAGACGCCUGCAACUCCUGCCUCGGAGUACAAGAGCUCAUUCAUGCUACAGCGGCGUAGUGCAAAGAAAUACAACGAGUCUCUGACGUCUGGACGUCGACUAGGCAGGCAUAUGCCUCGAAUAGCUAGCGGUGACGGUAAUGCCUCAGAGCCAGAGGAAGAUAAGCCGAAGUCCAAGCCUCUACCAGAACCACCUAUGGAAGAUAAAGGGCCCAUAAAAAGAUUCGACGAGUUUGACGACAAGAUGCGUACAUCUGCCCGCCAGGCCGCUGCCGAUAAGCUUAACGGCAUCAGUGGAAACGAGAGGAGAAUACGCGCUCCAAGUGCACCCACCCAGUGGGACUCCCAGAAGCUGCCUACUAGCCCACGAAGUCCUGUUGCGACUCAUUCUCCUUCUUCGUCCCAAGAACAUAACAUGCCUACCCUGACCUCAGGUGAAGACGUUGCUGGGGUUCCCGGCCGAGUACGUUUAUCACGAAGCGGAGCAACCUUUUCAGCGCCCACAACGCCGCUCAAGACAAGACCAGCUUCUGGUCUAUGGGCUGAUGUACAGCGUCAUAUGAUUCAGACGUAUGAGUACCUGUGUCACAUCGGAGAGGCUCAGCAGUGGAUUGAAGGGUGUCUUGGCGAAGAACUUAGCUUUGGAGUAGUCGAAAUGGACGAAGGUCUCCGAAAUGGCGUUGUUCUAGCGCGACUAGCUCAAGAUCCCCGACUCAAACUGGGAUGGAGACACACCGAUAAUAUCAAUCAUUUCUUGGUGUUUGUGCGCAAAGUUGGCCUACCAGAGUGUUUCAUAUUCAUAGUCACCGAUUUAUAUGAUAAGAAGAACUUUCCUAAAGUCGUCUAUUGUAUCCACGCACUUGCCCACUUGUUGUCUCGGCGGGGUAUGGCACAACGCAUUGGCAACCUCGUCGGAAGACUCAAGUUUACCGAUGAUCAGUUACAGCAAACACAGAAAGGUCUCAAGGCUGCAGGAGUUCCAAUGCCAAAUUUCGGUGACAUUGGACGAGAUCUCGCCAAAGAAAUCAACGAAGAAGAAGAGCAAGAGGUGGAAACAGAGGACGAACAGGUUGAGGACUCGAUCAUCAUGCUGCAGGCCCUUUGUCGGCAAUAUUUGGCAAGUCAACAGCUUGCCACUCAGAAGGCUC
Acaulospora colombiana is the source of this 1831-nucleotide messenger RNA. NCBI's taxonomy places the organism in Eukaryota, Fungi, Glomeromycota, Glomeromycetes, Diversisporales, Acaulosporaceae. The record is from the annotation of a GenBank genome assembly.